Fukomys damarensis (Damara mole-rat) is the source of this 4916-nucleotide messenger RNA. RefSeq names its product regulator of G protein signaling 6 (gene Rgs6). NCBI's taxonomy places the organism in Eukaryota, Metazoa, Chordata, Mammalia, Rodentia, Bathyergidae. Gene Ontology annotation, molecular function: GTPase activator activity. Gene Ontology annotation, biological process: regulation of G protein-coupled receptor signaling pathway; G protein-coupled receptor signaling pathway; intracellular signal transduction. The coding region runs from base 215 to 1687 and encodes 490 amino acids. The transcript is spliced from 18 exons. The record is from RefSeq and is a predicted model, not a curated record.
CUGAGUCCCUGCGCUCGCCGUGGCGGAAACUCGGGAAAGAGGCGGCGCGCAGCCUGACUGGACUUCCCCUCCGCCCCCAAGAGGUCGCAGGUCCGGGCUCCCGGGGCUCCUCCAGCUUUACCACGGACCUGGAGCGAGCUUUUAGGGGGCAUUCGGCAGCCGGAGAGAGUCAGAGGCAUUCUUUGGUUGCUAAGUGUGAAAGAAGACACUCAAGAUGGCUCAGGGAUCCGGAGACCAACGAGCAGUGGGAACUGCUGACCCAGAGGAGAGUUCCCCCAAUAUGAUUGUCUACUGCAAAAUUGAAGACAUCAUUACGAAGAUGCAAGACGACAAGACAGGGGGUGUCCCCAUCAGAACAGUCAAGAGUUUUCUCUCCAAAAUCCCGAGUGUCGUCACAGGUACUGACAUUGUACAGUGGCUUAUGAAGAACCUUUCAAUCGAGGACCCAGUUGAAGCAAUACACUUGGGAAGCCUUAUAGCUGCCCAGGGCUACAUCUUUCCAAUCUCAGACCAUGUGCUCACCAUGAAGGAUGAUGGUACCUUCUAUCGUUUCCAGGCUCCUUACUUCUGGCCUUCGAACUGUUGGGAACCUGAAAACACUGACUAUGCCAUCUAUCUCUGUAAGAGGACAAUGCAAAAUAAAGCAAGACUGGAGUUGGCAGAUUAUGAAGCAGAAAACUUAGCAAGACUCCAGAGGGCCUUUGCAAGAAAGUGGGAAUUCAUCUUUAUGCAAGCAGAAGCACAGGUCAAAAUUGAUCGAAAAAAGGACAAGACAGAAAGGAAAAUUUUGGAUAGUCAAGAACGGGCCUUUUGGGAUGUCCACAGGCCAGUGCCAGGCUGUGUGAACACAACUGAAAUGGAUAUCAGAAAAUGUCGACGUUUGAAGAAUCCACAAAAGGUUAAGAAGUCAGUGUAUGGUGUAACUGAGGAGUCCCAGUCGCAGAGCCCUGUGCACAUACCCAGCCAGCCUAUCAGGAAAACUACAAAAGAGGACAUCCGGAAACAGAUAACAUUUUUGAAUGCACAGAUAGACAGACAUUGUUUAAAAAUGUCCAAAGUGGCUGAAAGCUUAAUUGCUUACACGGAACAGUAUGUGGAAUACGACCCUUUCAUCACGCCAGCAGAGCCAUCUAAUCCCUGGAUCAGCGAUGACAUCACUUUGUGGGACAUAGAGAUGAGCAAAGAGCCCAGCCAGCAGCGAGUAAAAAGAUGGGGCUUCUCUUUCGACGAGAUAUUGAAGGACCAGGUGGGGCGGGACCAGUUCCUACGAUUCCUGGAGUCUGAAUUCAGUUCAGAAAACCUCAGGUUCUGGCUGGCUGUCCAAGAUCUCAAGAAACAACCCUUACAGGAUGUGGCCAAGAGGGUGGAAGAAAUCUGGCAAGAGUUUUUAGCCCCAGGAGCCCCAAGUGCAAUCAACCUGGAUUCUCACAGCUAUGAGAUAACCAGUCAAAAUGUCAAAGAUGGAGGGAGAUACACAUUUGAAGAUGCCCAGGAGCACAUUUACAAGUUGAUGAAAAGUGACAGCUAUGCCCGCUUCCUCCGGUCCAAUGCUUACCAGGACCUGCUGCUGGCCAAGAAGAAGCCAGAAAGUGAGCAAGGUCGUAGAACUUCCCUAGAAAAGUUCACUCGCAGUGUGAUGAAGCAAGUAUUUUCACAGCGCACAAUGGCUGGGGAGAAGGUGGAUUAGUCAAUCUAUGUCAACGAGAAAGGCAAUGUCUGAUAAUGGGCCGCAGACUCACACCCAUGGGCACGACCUAGCCAACGUGCCUUUUUGAUGACUUGGAUGAAGACACAAACCCACCAACCCUGUUCUAAAAUCUAUACCUGGAAGACAUUACUCACUGGUAGAUAACAGAAGUGCAUUUGAAAAGUCAGCUGGAACGAUAGGUCAAAAACAUCUAGAUCAAAUGUAACCAGGUAAAAUUUAUGUUUAAAAAUAAUCCAGUUUCACAACUAUAGAUGUUACUUGUCGUCUCCAUUGUAACUGAGGUUAAAUAAAUGGAGUGUUAUAGUUGAUUGUAAGAUUAAUAUAAGCACAAGUGCGACCACUUUUUUUUUUAAGGCAACAUUAGGCUAUGAGAGUAAAAGUGGAAAUAGUCACAGAGAUAAACGCUUCACUGCUCUGGGUUGCCCUAUGCUACACGGACUCUUGGGUUCAAGCCCCACCUCUUUUGCAGGGUUUUAGUAGGCUAGAGAAAGUCCAGAAGAGGAGAACUGGGCUGAGAAAGGGACUAUGGGAGCCAUGUCCAGCCUCCCAGCCAACAGCAUGAGACCUGAUUGUGUUUGUCUUCUGGAGUGAGUGGACUCCACGGGGCUGCUCUGAAGGGCAAAGCUAGACCGAAGGGGUAGAAAAAGUCGGGGGGAGGGUCACUCCACUGAAGAAUAUUUUAACAGUCGCCACUAUUCACCAAGGGAAUGUGUCACUUCAAGGAGCAGUGUGCUCCUUGGCUUUUGACAGUUAGAAGCUGAGUGAAACAUGUAGGAUCUGAAUAGUUCAGGAUGUUGUAGAGAGUAUUUCUGUGGUGGAUUCCAUAACCUCUUCCCACUGGAACUCUGUGCUGCAUUAAAUAUUUGUUAAAUGAGCCUUACCGCAGUUCAUUCAGUGCUUUAUAAUCAAGUUGUGGAUGAGGAAAAUGGAUUACAUGGAGGGAGUUUGCUAAUUGGAGAAAUUCAAAAGAUUCCAGUUAGACUCUGCCUUGAGGGAGCAAAAGCCAGAUGACACACUGGAAGUGAGGGAAACUGUCACAAAGUGGAAUGGCUGUCCUUCUUCAUAUGUCAGCAUGCACUCUCCCUCCCUCCCUCCCUCUCUCUCUCUCUCUCUCUCUCUCACACACACACACACACACACACACACACACACACACACAAACACAUUCUGUGUCAUUUGCUGCCACUGCAGCUGAGCCCUGGGCAACACUGUUCUGUCCCCCAGAUGCUUGAAAGGAGGUCACUGAUCAGAGGACAUAAGCACCCCUUGGCACAGAAAGGCUGAGCAUAGCCAAGGGCAGCCACAUCUGUAGGUGCCCUGGCCCUAUCAUAGUUCCAAGUGGUGCUUUUUGGAUAAGAGAAAAGAUGGUAAAACUAUUUGCCAUUUACUGAUUGCCACUAGAACCCAGGAGAACAAGCUGACAUCAGAAUUAGUUCCGCCGACCAGGUGCAGAGGAUGCUCCUGGAGGCCUGGGAGCCAAGAAUAACUGUCCUCCCUUCUCUCCCAUCACCUGGCCCUACCCUGAGGACUCCUCUUCAACCAGCUCAGCAAAGGAAAGAAGGGUUUUCAUGUCACACUCUUCUCAGUGCUCCUAAGAACCAACCCCACUGCAGAUGACACUCCCUCCUCAUUCAGCCUUCACCAGGGCUGCUUUCACCUCAUUGUGGGAUUGUAUAAUUAUGGUGAUUACAUCAUAGGGCUUUUUCCCUCUUUUCAUCUUUUGCUUUCAAAUUCAUUGAGGCCUCUUAUUAAGCAUGGCAAUCCUAGAAAAGUCAGCAAAGUUUUAAUAAGACGUGUUUAAAGCCAAAGAAAGUCUGAUCAGAGUUGACGGGUACCGUGUUGUCUCAGACGGUCAUUUAAAACUCUGUGAGGUGAGGAUGAUGCCUGGAUGUAAGGGAAGGGGGAGGGGAGACAUCCACAUCUUGGGGGGCACCUGUACUUAUCCUCCGGGCUAGAGAAUCAUUCUACGCUGUGCCUUGGCCUUUCUCUCUUGCAUCAGACCAUGGUGCAUUGUGCCUCCGUGCCUAAUAGGAACAGAGGGACUGUCAAGCAAAGACAGAAAGCCUGACUUUGGUAUCAUAGCAGAUCAAGUUAGGAAAUGGAGAUGAAGCAUCUAGCACAAAACUUGACCCAACUUUACAAUCUACAGCAAAAGUAAUAGGACAAUUCUGUUCUGGAUGAUACUGGGAGGCUCCGGGACAUCCGUAUUUCUAAAUACGUGAAGAAUUCGAGCGUUAGCAUCUGUGGUGAUCAUGAUCCGGUGGCCCUAUACUUGAUGGAGGUCUUGUGGUAAUGAUAUGCCUUCACACCCCACUAUUUCCUAACCCUCAAUCAUGGCUUGCUUAAAUAAUCCCUAGGUCUGUAGAACAUCUUGAGAAGGACCACCAAGAAAGAAUGUGGAUUGGGUGGUGGCCACCAGAGCCCCCAACCUGCACUCAACAGCUUUAUCCGGGCUUGGGGUUAGGGGUCCCUUGGUCUCCAUGCUCCUCGGGAACUACAGAGGUACCUGCACAGUGAGGUGCAUCUUGCUCCAGCAGGAGUACUUUUUUGAGAGUUCCCUGAUUGCCCCUCGUGACUGGUGCCAUCCAGACUGCUCCUUCGCAAGGUGGUAGCUGGUUAUCUGCCACUUGUGUCAUUCAGGAGAAAGAGCCUGAGUUAUAACUGCGCUACAGCACCACCAGAGUCAAAAGUCAAAAAUCUGGUGGUGCUGUUUCCCCCAGCUACAUUCACAUACAUUACUGAAGAUGACCUGCUUGCUUUGUCCCCUGAGAACAAUAUUCCUUCAGUACCCACAGAAAUGCAGAGAAGUGGACACAGGCUGCCCCCGUGGGAUCCCUAUUUUUCUACAUGAUAUGAGUGUGAGACUCUGGGCAAGUCACUUGCAUGUCCAAUGGAGAUUUUUAAAAAAACCUAAUGUACCAGGCAGACGUUUUACUAAACAAGGUCAUGACAGUCAUACCUGCGAUUUCCCACAAGUUCGUGGUAUUACACUGUGUCAUGCUGGGCGUGGCCUGAGACAGGCUUCGAUUCUUCUCCAGCUCUACCGCUUAGAUGCAUGACAUGAGCAGUUCAGUUUCCUUGUCCACAAAAGGGACAAGUGAAUAAAUAAAUAAAUAAGGCAAAUACCUAAAGUCCUCAACACACUCUUUGCAGUGUAUGUAUUAAGUAUAGCUCUAAGUAUUAUUUUCAUCAUUGUAAUGUUACUUGC